CACGCACGCCGGCGCGCGCGGGGAACGUUCAGUGACGUGUACGCUACGUACGCCUUAUUAAGCGUCUUCCCGCGCGGCAUCCUCCUCAGUCGUUCGGCUCCCCGGCAGUAGCUGUGUCUUCGGUCCUUUUACGUCUUAAUUUCCAGGACUUGAAAUCACUGCCAUGUCCUCUGAAGAAGGGAAGCUUUUCGUUGGAGGGCUCAACUUCAACACGGAUGAGCAGGCUCUGGAAGAUCAUUUCAGCAGCUUCGGACCUAUUUCUGAGGUGGUUGUUGUCAAGGACCGGGAGACUCAGCGAUCCCGGGGUUUUGGUUUCAUCACCUUCACCAAUCCAGAACAUGCCUCAGAUGCCAUGAGAGCCAUGAAUGGAGAGUCUCUGGACGGUCGCCAGAUCCGUGUGGACCACGCAGGCAAAUCAGCCCGGGGAACUAGAGGGGGUGCCUUUGGGGCCCAUGGGCGUGGUCGCAGCUACUCUAGAGGUGGUGGUGACCAGGGCUAUGGGAGUGGCAGGUAUGACAGUCGACCUGGAGGAUAUGGAUAUGGAUAUGGAAGGUCCAGAGACUAUGGUGGCAGAAGCCAGGGUGGUUAUGACCGCUACUCAGGAGGAAAUUACAGAGACAAUUAUGACAACUGAGAUGAGGCAUGCACACCUAAUGUAGAUACACAAGGAAUAAAACUUCUGAUCCAGGAUCAUCCUUCCAAAUGGCUGUAUUUAUAAAGAUUUUUGGAGCUGCACUGAAACAUCUGUUUUAGUAUAUCGACUUCUAUUUUUUAAUUGAGCUCCCAAGGUAGCUUGCUAAAGACCUUUUAGAAAGCUCCAUGUGUUUUUAAAAUUUUUUCUCCUGUUUAAAGAUAAAUUCUGAGACGUUUAUAGAGUCUCUGGGUAUUUUUCCUUUUACCAGUUUUUAGUUUGGGCUAUCAGGAUUGGUUCUGGCAAAAAAAAAAAAUGUGUGGCCGGACUUUUUAUUUUUCAGAAAUAAUGUGUAUCUAGGCGGCAUUUUAAAAACUCAUACAAUGAAUAUCAUGGUUAGGAAGUUAUUUCCAAAUGUGAUUACAGGAAUCAAGAAGGUUACUUAGAUUUUUUUUUAACUGAAAAUCACCACCCUGGUCAUAGAAGUUUCUUAAAAAUAUUUGUGAAUGUCAUUUUUUUAAUACUGGAAGAAAAAAAUUCUGUUGUGUCUCAUAGCGUUUAGGAUGUCCUUCAUGGAGCCGAUUAAAAAGAUGAAACCUGUUAAAUCGAUAA
Pteropus alecto (black flying fox) is the source of this 1243-nucleotide messenger RNA. RefSeq names its product RNA binding motif protein 3 (gene RBM3). The coding region runs from base 164 to 634 and encodes 156 amino acids. Gene Ontology annotation, biological process: regulation of translation; positive regulation of mRNA splicing, via spliceosome. Lineage: Eukaryota; Metazoa; Chordata; Mammalia; Chiroptera; Pteropodidae. The transcript is spliced from 7 exons. The record is from RefSeq and is a predicted model, not a curated record. Gene Ontology annotation, cellular component: spliceosomal complex. Gene Ontology annotation, molecular function: ribosomal large subunit binding; RNA binding.